CUGGCAGGAAACCCGAGUACUACUCAUUAGUCUAUUUUCGGUAUGGUGCAAAAUCUUGGGGAGAUCUCGAUGGCCUGCGUCUCUUCCGUAAGAAUGAAUAUUCUCCUUCGUACUAUAUCGGAUGCAAACGAAACGGCACGUGGGAACCAUUGGUGGACCCUUAUUCCAAAACCGACUUCUUGAAGGUAGAGGUCAAGCGGUUCCACAAGGCUUAUACUGCGGCUUCAGUUCGAUAUUACAUUCGGUGGGCGCAGAGAGCUGGAGAGAUUCUUGGUCGCCACGAAGCUCGAAGAAGGUCGAAAAGUGGCAAAGAAAUCACCGGAUGUCAUGCGAAAGAUGUUCAAUCACGAACCGGCGGAAGAACAUAUCAGCCGAGACAAUAUCGAUGAAUUGGAAGCGAAAGAAGCACGUCGUUCACCCUCUCCGGAUUCUGAGCGAGGGCAACUUGGCGGACGCGGGGCACACGAGGAAGAAAUCGCUGGACAAGGGAACAGGAAGCUCGCCCAUUCAUUGAGGAGCAGGCCACGCGAGUCUACGGAGUAUUCUCGAUACUUUGGUUCCCGGAGAAAAUUGACGCCUGAUGACAUGCCCGACGAGCCCCUUGUAAACGAUACUCCUGUGCGACGGAGUACCCGCCGAGCGCCUGCGAUACGGUACGAAAUUGACGAACCCCCUGCUAAGGUAGCCCCUGGAUGGUGGGAGGUUCACGGCCCUCCGAAAUGGAGCUCUCCUGUUGUAUAUCCGGAAACGGGGAAGCGGCGUGCCCAAGUUGCGAUUGAAGACUUGCAGCGCUUGGAUCCCGAGGAGUUCCUCAACGACAGUCUGAUUGACUUCUACAUGCUGUACCUCCGCCUUCAGAGCGAAGAGAAGGGAUUGCGCGAGCAGUCAAUCUAUGUCUUCAACGCCUUGUUCUACACCGCCCUGACCAAAGUGUCUCCAGGACAGAGGGGGGUCAAUUAUUCAGCCGUGCAACGUUGGACGGCGAAAGAGAACCUGUUCAAUUACGAGUACGUGGUCAUUCCGAUCAACGAAAAUUCGCAUUGGUACCUUGCGAUCAUUUACAAUUUGCCUGCGCUGUUGAAGCAGGCCAGCCCGGAACGGGAGGAACCGGCAGUUCCCAUUGUGGAUGAAGAGGCACUUGGUAAACGAGGACUGAGCACACGAGUCGCGGUCACUCAACCUCCUACUCUCCAUAGAGUUGACUAUGUGGAUGGUCCAGCUGCGAGUAUUGGCAACACCCAGGAAGAGGACUCGUCAUAUCCUGUGGAACGGGACCAGCCAGGGAGAGAAGAGUCAUCGCAGCCGACCACUAAAGUUACCGAGUCUCAAGAGCAAGAGCGACAGCAAUCCGGUCCGACGCAACGAUCACCAGCCUCGGCUCGGAAAUCCAAGAAGAAAGGUCCUCAACCGCGGAAAAUGAAUCCAGACCACGCGUACAUCAUACUUCUCGACUCGAUGGGGGUGACUUCGCGACCGAAAACCACGAGGAACAUCAAAGAUUACCUUCAUCACGAAGCAGAUGCGAAGCUCGGCAUUGAUCUCGAUGACCAGCGUCUACAAGGUAUCAAUGCCAAACAGCUUCCGCGACAAGACAACUGGUACGAUUGCGGCGCCUUUCUCCUGUUCUACUUUAGCCUCUUUAUGAAAGAGCCGCGUGCAUAUGUCACCAAAAUCAUCACCAACGAAACGGAUCUACCUAAGUGGUGGUUCAAGAUCGAUGCGGAUCAGAUGCGGAACACCAUCCGGGAUAUUGUCCUGGAAAUUGGGGAUUUGCAAGAGGCUCGCCGGAAAGAGGUGAAACUGUUGAAGAAAGCCGGGAAAAUGUGUUCGCUCAACCAGGAUGGAGAGAAAGGUUGCCAUGCGGACCAACCUUCCAGUCCCAAGAAUCCCCUCCAAGGAGGAGGGGCCACGGAUAGGAGUUCACCCCCGAAGGAGCCGCCUCCCCCGUUAGAGCCAGCGCAUCAUAGUUGUCAGCAUCCAAACGAGAUACCUACCGCUCAUUCAAACAGCGCGCAUGAUACCCAAAAUCUGUCGCUAGAUCACGGUCCCCCAAUCGAAAAGCACUCUCCUCCUCUCCACCAUGCCGCGGACCAGGAAUCUCCCGAUAAAUCGUUUGUCCCCGAGACCUCACCAGAGGAAUUAGAGCAUGACGACCAUCCGGAUUUGACCAUGCAGCCUCAAAUCCCGCGUCUUCCAUCUCUCGUGGCUGCAACCUCACCGUCAGCGGGCGUGCAUGAUCUCUCAACCGGCGAGAAUGGCGUACCGGUACGGAUCCACGACAGCAGCGAACCCAGGAUUCGGAACACGGGGUCUGUCAAGUUGGCGAAUGACGCUGUGAUCAAAGAGGCCUCGCCCCCACCAUUGGCGUCUCCUGGGCUUGCAAAUCUGAUGGGGACAGAUCCACAGGGGCCGGCAUCCAAUGAGAAUCACGACACGGAAAUGAUGGACUGGUUGGGUAUUGGCACUGAGCAGCAGUCCCAAGGUGCGCCUGGUCCGGCUGACGUGCUUGAGCCCAUGUCCUUGGACGGUAAAGAUGAGGAUACUGAGAUGGUGGAUCAGGACGAGAGUACUGUUGACUUGUUGCCGUAUGAUGGGUCUAUUAAUGGUGCUCCAGUAGUAUGACGAGUAGCGAGUACCGCUAGUUAUGUCCAAAUGAAACAGACGGAGAAGUCAGUCGCUUGGAUGCUCUGCAUUC
Eremomyces bilateralis CBS 781.70 is the source of this 2695-nucleotide messenger RNA. Its product is annotated as cysteine proteinase. Bases 328 to 2622 code for a protein of 764 amino acids. Gene Ontology annotation, molecular function: SUMO-specific endopeptidase activity. NCBI's taxonomy places the organism in Eukaryota, Fungi, Ascomycota, Dothideomycetes, Eremomycetales, Eremomycetaceae. Gene Ontology annotation, cellular component: cytoplasm; nucleus. Gene Ontology annotation, biological process: protein desumoylation. The record is from RefSeq and is a predicted model, not a curated record. The transcript has 3 exons.